AUGACCGACCUCGAGGAGCUUCACUACUUUCUCGGUAUCUCCAUCAAAAGGAACACCUCUGGCCUAUUUCUCAAUCAAUGCAACUACGCGGCGGAUAUACUUCAUCGCGCUAACAUGACACACUGCAACCCUUGCACAACUCCGGCCGAUACUCACACCAAACUCGAAGCCGCCGUUGGUCCCUCUGUUGCAAACCCAACGCUCUACCAGAGCCUCGUCGGCGCCCUGCAAUAUUUAACCUUCACUCACCCGGACAUCUCUUUUGCCGUCCAACAAGUCUGCUUAUUUAUGCAUGAUCCACGUGAGAUUCAUUUUAAAGCACUUAAACGUAUUCUUCGGUAUGUUAAAGGCACGCUUGACUUUGGACUCCAGCUAUAUCCGACCACAUCCACUGGUUUAGUUGUUUACACUGACGCUGAUUGGGCGGGCUGUCCUACGACCCGACGCUCCACUUCAGGAUACUGCAUCUUCCACGGUGACAACCUCAUUUCAUGGUCUGCCAAGCGUCAGCACACCGUCUCCCGUUCCAGUGCUGAAGCCGAGUAUAGAGGCGUCGCAAAUGCCGUCGCGGAGACAACUUGGCUUCGUAACAUUCUCCUUGAGCUCCACCGUCCUUUGUUAAAAGCCACCUUGGUAUACUGUGACAACGUCAGCCCCCUGUAUCUUUCUUCCAACCCAAUCCAACAUCAACGCAUGAAACAUGUCGAGUUCGACCUACACUUUGUGCGUGAAUGUUGCCCUCGGCGCUGUCAAGGUUCUACACGUUCCUUCUUCACACCAAUAUGCGGACAUCUUCACUGA
Camelina sativa (false flax) is the source of this 801-nucleotide messenger RNA. The record is from RefSeq and is a predicted model, not a curated record. NCBI's taxonomy places the organism in Eukaryota, Viridiplantae, Streptophyta, Magnoliopsida, Brassicales, Brassicaceae.